AUGGAAAAAGCAAACCAGUCUGUGGUGUCUGAGUUUAUUUUUCAGGGACUUUGUAAUUCAAGAGAGCUCCAGACGUUCUUCUUACUGCCGUUUUCUAUACUCUACUCUAUGACUGUUGUGGGCAACCUCCUCGUUGUGAUCUUAAUCAUCACUGACCGCCAUCUCCAUUCCCCCAUGUACUUCCUCUGCAAUCUCUCAUUUAUUGACUUCUGCCUUUCUUCAGUAACCACCCCUAAACUGACCACAGACUUCCUAAAGGAUAAUAAGACCAUUUCUUUUGGGGGCUGCAUGAGCCAGAUCCUCUGUGUGCAUUUCUUUGGAGGGGGUGAGAUGGUGCUUCUCGUGACAAUGGCCUAUGACCGUUACGUGGCCAUCUGUAAGCCACUCCAUUACUCCAGCAUCAUGAACACACAAAAGUGCAUCUGGCUAGUUUUGAUAUCUUGGAUCACUGGCUUUGCGCAUGCCAUGAGUCAGCUGGCUAUGAUUUUGGAGCUGCCCUUCUGUGGACCCAGGGUAGUAGACAGCUUUUUCUGUGAUAUACCUUUGGUGAUCAAACUAGCCUGCAUGGAUACUCAGACUUUGGGAGCAGUCAUAAAUGCUGACAGUGGGGUUUUGGCAACCACUUGCUUCAUUAUCUUGCUGAUCUCCUAUACUUACACGCUAUUAACUGUCUGCCUUCACUCUAAAGAUGGGGCAUCAAAGGCACUCUCUUCCUGUACAUCCCACAUCACAGUGGUGGUGCUGUUCUUUGGACCCUGCAUCUUCAUCUAUCUAUGGCCACUCAGCGUCGCUUGGGUGGACAAGUUUCUUGCUGUGUUUUACACAGUAAUCACACCUCUCCUGAAUCCCACCAUUUACACACUGAGAAAUAAAGAGAUUAAGAAUGCCAUGAAGAGACUGAUAAAAUAG
Messenger RNA from Galeopterus variegatus (Sunda flying lemur), 909 nucleotides. RefSeq names its product olfactory receptor 4K3-like. Gene Ontology annotation, cellular component: membrane. Gene Ontology annotation, molecular function: G protein-coupled receptor activity; olfactory receptor activity. Gene Ontology annotation, biological process: G protein-coupled receptor signaling pathway. The record is from RefSeq and is a predicted model, not a curated record. Lineage: Eukaryota; Metazoa; Chordata; Mammalia; Dermoptera; Cynocephalidae.